Tribolium madens (black flour beetle) is the source of this 493-nucleotide messenger RNA. RefSeq names its product NEDD8 (gene Nedd8). The transcript has 3 exons. The record is from RefSeq and is a predicted model, not a curated record. Bases 147 to 386 code for a protein of 79 amino acids. Lineage: Eukaryota; Metazoa; Arthropoda; Insecta; Coleoptera; Tenebrionidae. Gene Ontology annotation, biological process: modification-dependent protein catabolic process; protein neddylation; regulation of proteolysis. Gene Ontology annotation, molecular function: protein tag activity; ubiquitin protein ligase binding. Gene Ontology annotation, cellular component: nucleus; cytoplasm.
AUCUGCAUUAUCGUCAAAAAAGUGACAGUUGCAAAAUUUCUGCUUAAUAACGAAAAUUACAGUUAUUUAUAAAAUUGUAUAACCUAAUUGUGACACCAACUGUUUACUGCUUUAGAUUUUUGCCGGUUUUUCAAAAAUCAAUUAGAAUGUUGAUCAAAGUUAAAACUCUUACCGGUAAGGAAAUUGAGAUUGAUAUAGAACCGACAGAUAAAGUUGAAAGAAUUAAAGAACGAGUAGAGGAAAAAGAAGGGAUUCCACCUCAACAACAAAGAUUAAUCUUUUCAGGAAAACAAAUGAAUGAUGAGAAGACUGCUCAAGACUAUAAAGUUCAAGGCGGUUCUGUCCUGCAUUUAGUGUUAGCACUUCGUGGUGGUACAUCAUUUUAAGUUUUUCGCCCCUUUGGAAGGGUUCAUCUUUAGGUUACUAUGUAAAUCAUUAAAUAUUCACUCUUAUUUUUUGAUGCCUUUGUUUUAAUAAAUACAGUGGUAAAUUA